GAUGCUUCCCCUUUAAUGUGAAGCAGUGAGGACAGGAGUAUCAGGGAAGCGGGGAGCGCAAAGGGAUGGGGCGAGGCGCGCAAGAAGCUCUUAGUAUGCGCUGCGAUGCCCUACUGCAGCCCACGCGUCUCAACUAUGGUGAAUUAUGGUGAAAUAUGAGAGACAUGGGAAGAACAGUUGGUCGUGAUGAGAUGACACACCUGCUGGACAGAUUAGUCAAAUGAGGGAAGAAGGACAGAUAUGAAGGAAUGGACAGACGAACCUCAAGGCGCCUUUUAAGAGGAGACAAACUGGAUAAAAAAUAAAUGCGUCUGCGCACCAAGAGAAUCAGGAGCCGGAGCUUCCUGGCAGAAAGGAGCUGCUUUGACCGCGGGGGCUGACUUUUGACCGGACACUUCUGCUGACCCGUUACGCAGCACCGUCACAAGACACAAGUGCCUGUGCAAAUAGCUCUUUGCUGCCGGCACCUGAACCCACGAGCGUGUGGAGCCAUUAUCUCCUCGUGGCCCAACGUGGCCCCACCCUGUCUGAAAUCUGCAGGUCCCAUCUCCUUGCAGCAUGACGGUUGCUACAAGCGACCCUGCAGACGAAGCGGCAGCACAUCCGGGUCAACCUCAUGACCAGUAUGACCCAGAACCAGACCAUGAAUGCUGUGAGAGGGUUGUCAUCAACAUCUCAGGCUUGCGUUUUGAGACACAGCUCAAAACCCUCUCUCAGUUUCCAGAGACGCUGCUGGGGGAUCCCAAAAAAAGGAUGAGAUAUUUCGAUCCUCUCCGGAAUGAGUACUUUUUUGACCGGAAUAGACCCAGUUUUGAUGCUAUUCUGUACUAUUACCAAUCAGGAGGGAGGCUUCGUCGGCCUGUCAACGUGACCCUGGACAUUUUUUCUGAGGAGAUCCGGUUUUAUGAAUUGGGUGAGGAAGCUAUGGAAAUCUUCAGGGAAGAUGAAGGUUUCAUAAAAGAAGAGGAGCGGCCAUUGCCAGAGAAUGAGUUUCAGAGACAGGUUUGGCUGCUGUUUGAGUAUCCAGAAAGCUCAGGCCCUGCCCGCAUCAUUGCCAUCAUCUCUGUCAUGGUAAUUCUUAUCUCUAUUGUCAGCUUCUGUCUGGAGACACUGCCAGUUUUCCGAAAUGAAGAUGAAGAGAUGUACACUUAUCCAUUCCAGUCCAUGUCCAAUGCCACCUCUACCUAUGACAGCACAACAUAUUUUACAGAUCCUUUCUUCAUCGUGGAGACCCUCUGCAUCAUCUGGUUCUCCUUUGAGUUCUUAGUUAGGUUCUUUGCCUGUCCAAGUAAAGCUGGAUUUUUUGGCAACAUUAUGAACAUCAUUGAUAUUGUGGCCAUCAUCCCCUACUUCAUCACCCUGGGCACAGAGCUAGCUGAGAGGCCAGAGGACAGCCAGGCAGGGCAGCAGGCCAUGUCUUUGGCUAUUCUUCGUGUCAUCCGUCUAGUCAGGGUGUUUCGUAUUUUUAAACUAUCGCGUCACUCCAAAGGGCUGCAGAUCUUAGGACAGACUCUGAAGGCCAGUAUGCGUGAGCUGGGCCUCCUCAUCUUCUUCUUGUUCAUUGGUGUGAUCCUCUUCUCUAGCGCUGUCUACUUUGCAGAAGCAGAUGAGCCACAUUCCCAGUUCAGCAGCAUCCCAGAGGCCUUUUGGUGGGCAGUGGUUUCCAUGACCACCGUGGGCUAUGGAGACAUGGUGCCAACAACAAUCGGAGGAAAGAUUGUAGGGUCUCUCUGCGCAAUUGCCGGCGUGUUGACUAUUGCCCUGCCUGUACCCGUCAUUGUGUCAAACUUCAACUACUUCUACCACAGAGAGACAGAGGGCGAGGAACAGGCACAGUAUUUGAACAUCCCAAGUGUGCCUAAAGCCAGUUCGGCUGAUGAUCUGAAGAAGAGUGGUGGUCGGAGUGGCAGUGGAUCCACGCUCAGUAAGUCUGACUAUGUGGAGAUCCAGGAGGCUGUGAACCACAGCACUGAGGACUUCAGACCAGAGGGCAUGAAAACAGGAAACUGUACCCUAGCCAACACUAACUAUGUAAACAUCACCAAGAUGCGCACAGAUGUAUAAUGUGAGCUACCCUGGAUGGUUAACUUCAGCUGGCGUCUACAGGGACUGUAACAGAGCGGAAGACUUCCAGUACUGACCAAUGGAAGGCGCCAAGUAUUGGAGCCCAGAGCAGAUAAGUGAGAUUAACUUAGGGAAAAGGUCACUAGAGAGGACCUCAUGUUAGGAUGAUCACAUCCUAACAUCCUACGGCGCGUAUCAUAGAACUGUCACCGUCUUACUUAGGACAUUGUCAGUAUCUGCAUGGAGCUAGUCCAACCUAUGUGACAGUAGUCAUCCUGCUCGCAACAGUAGCCAAAUAGUAGCCUAACCAGUAAUAACCAAUAUUAACAGUGUAAAGGGAUCAGUAGUUUUUAACCUUCUUGCUCAAACUGCCUCCAGGAGAAGAUGCACAAUACCAAUAUUUUAGAUCAGCUCAACCUUUAUUUUUAAACGUAAUUUAAUAUAUUAACUUGCAAUUUAAAAAAAAAAUGCCAUUCUAUCAGCCCUCUUGAGCAACUUUAAUUUGCUGCUCAAACUGCCAAGGUCCUGACUCAGAGAAACACAAAAUCAUCACCAAGAUCACAGCUGUUGUGUCAGGGGAAAACUGAACUAAGCAGCACUGAGUGAAUGCUAAUAUGCUUUUGGCCAAAUGGUCAUUUGUUGCUUUCUGUGUCAGAGAAGAAGCCUGAGUGCACUCACAUUCCUCCCCUGGUGCAAGCCUGUGGCCUCUAUAGUGACCAACAGAUAGAUGACAUCGCUGUGCUGUAAUUCUGGACCACAACAGCAGACCACCUUCUUUUUCCUGCCAUUUUUCCUCAGUGAAGCUCUAGUGGAUUUACAGUAUGUACACUCUUGCCAUGACUCUGGCUUUUUUUUCCCCAGCCAGUGCAGGCAACCAGGUGGACAGAAGAAAUGUCUCUUUAAACAGAAUGAAUGUCUUUUUAAUUUACUAAUGUGUGCUCAUUUGUUGAAAUGUAUGUGUUUUUUGUUUUUGUUUUUUUUGUAAUAUGAUGAAUGUGUCUUUCUCACCUACAGUUAUUGGUUAAAAUACUUGAUGUAGGAGGAGAAAUAGGGAAUACUCUCUGUGUAGCAUCCUGAGUGAGUCCCUAUUUCUCCAUCCUGUUAACUGCACCUUUAAGGGUCUCUUUUAAGAGUCUAAGUGUUGAGUCUGACACCACUGACCAGUAGAAAUGAUGCUAAUCUUAACUUCAUAGCAUUCCAUGUUUGUAGAAAUAGAUAAAAUGAGAUUAAUGAACUGACAUGAUUAAUGAGACUGUAUUUUGUUGUUUUUAAGUUUCAUGGCAGCAAAAUUAACUAGUUUCAUGUCUAAUUAAUGAAAGUAUUUUAUUAUGUUAAUUCAGAAAGUUUAAGAUUUCAGUAUUUAUAAAAGGUCCACUAUCAAAGAAAGGUCUCAGUGAUCAACUUAAAUGAAUUUCUGACACCCUUAAGUUCCAUCUACUGUCAUAGAUGGAAAUGACACCUUUGUGUUAUUCAGUUUUGCAGUGUUAAGCAAUGUGAGUACUAAAGUCUGCUGUAAGCUGACGGCAUGAUGAUAUCCAUUUGUUCAUUGGCAAAGCAGGUAAAAUUGCACUUACCUUAUCAAACUGAUUCAAACUAAAAUCAUUGUGUCCUUUCUCAUAUAAUCCUCCCUUUAAACAAUUCAUCAAAAUUAGUGAUCUUUGCCUGCCUGUAUAACAAGUAAAAUACAAGAAAAAUACAUUAUUCCACUAUUAGAUUUUAUAAAGUUUGCAGCACAGGUAUGAGGUUACUGAAGGGAAAUGUGCACCCACCUGGCAUACUGUAACUUGGGCUGUAAAUUAUAUCGAUUUUGUCAUUAUUUAUUUUCGAUUUUUUUUUGGUACUUGAACAACCAUUCCAUUGGUGAGUUUUUCCUUUGUAAUGCAAAGGUUAUGUGUCUUUCAUCAGCUUUAUAUCGAACAGAUGCUAUUCUGCUAUUGUAGUGCUGCAUGUGCUUUGAAGUAUUCAUUGUAGCAUGAAUCAGUAUGAAUAAUACUUAAAAAGCAAACUAACAUAAAUAUGUAUCUGUUGAGGUAUUAGCGCUAUGUGCAAUAUGCCGUAUGAAAGACAAAUGUAUGUUUUAGAAGUGUGUGUCAUGCUGCACAUAUGUAUCUUCUUGCCAUUGCUAUCAGGAAUGUUGUUGAGUCGCAAUCCGUGUGAAGAUUUACCUGAGGACUGAGGAGGUAACAGCAAGUUAAAUGAGAGAGGAAACAGAGCGGCUUAGAAGAAAAAAAACAGCUAAGUGAGAUGAGAGUCCAAAGCCACGCUGACUAUAGAACAGGGAUAACAAAAUGGUAUACACUUCACAGGUUAACUAUUAUCUUUAUAGUCAGUCUUUAUAGUCCGGUUCAAAACCCGGUAACUGUGUCUCAUAGUGAAAGCAAAACAACAGCUCAUAUCUGCUGCCAGCCUAGUGGAUGCACAAAGAUCCAAAGAGUCAAUCAGUCAGACUUUUUGCUCAGCCAAGUGUAUCAUAAUGCUCCCUGGGACUGUCUGAGUACCCUUAUCACAGAUGUAUAGGUCCAUCAAGCUCAGUGUGCAGUGUUGUCUGUGUAUAUGUGUAUGAGAGAGAGAGAGAGAGAACGAGACAAAGAGACUGAGUGAGAAAUAGGGAGCUUUUAGAUACACAAGAUGAGCGUGUACAGCUUUUAGAGACAAUGUAGUAGAAAUAAAUCUAAAACACUGCUCUUCUUGACUCCAGGCCAGAAUGACUGUGGUGCUCUAUAUUCUAUUUCAGCCUAACACACUGUUUACAGCCUGUGUAUAUAUUCAAAACAUGCAUAGUAUAUUAAACAAAGACAACUGAAAAGAAUGCCCUGCUACACUCACCGGAGAGAAUAUCUGCAGACAUGUUUUGACUUGUGAAAGAAGCUGCAGUAUCAGCAAAUGCCAGUCACUGGGAAAUGAAAAGAGGAAAGACUGGAAGGGAACUAAGAUUAAAACUGCCCACAACCUCCUUUGCUUUGUACUCUGACGUGUACUUGUAUUUUUCUAAACUUCUCUUGUGUGCUGGAACACCUAUGUGACUUUAUGUGGCUUGAAAGUGUCAUCUGUACUGCCGUAUUUUCCACUUUUGUGACCAAACACACCAAUGAAGUGACACUCCAUCAAGACAAAAAUCACUCUCUUGGAGAAACCAAUGGGAUGGCACACCAAGAUCAUCUGAUCCAAGGAAAACACAUCUUUGCUGUACUCGACAACACAGACAAGAGGACGCUUGACGCACACAUACUGGCAGGCUGGCCUUUUGAACACAUCUUGAUGGCCACAUCUGCUUUCAGGACAGACGCCUGUGGUUCUAUCAAGUCCGCAAAGUAAAUAGACUUAAACCUACUGCUGGUGGUGAACACAUAGCCAUGUAAACAAUGUAUCUAAGAAUUCCAACAGCUGCUUUAAAUGAUGUCUUAAAAUGCCUAAAGCUUCAGCUUUAAAACGAGCUCCUGCCAUGUACCGAUUCCUGUGUAGCAGGGAAUCGAAGUGUAUGCUUGCUGAAUUAAUCCAAGAAACAAAAUUUGUAUAGUAUGUGAAUUAUCUCUUAGGUUUAAUAUGCUCCAGGGACUAAGGAUGGAAGUAUAUUAAGAAAUCUGAAAAGAAAUAUAAUUUCUAUGAGAACUAACUUAUUUGUGUCAUCAGACACUGCAUAAUCGAUUUUUUUUUUCAUUGUAAUUUCUAUUUGAAUGUUAUGAUUGACUCACCUUUGAGCCUCACACAGUGCAGGGGCUGAGGUUUAACUGAAAUACACAUGCAGGCCUUGGUCAAA
This is a messenger RNA of Scatophagus argus, 5821 nucleotides long. RefSeq names its product potassium voltage-gated channel, shaker-related subfamily, member 2b (gene kcna2b). The transcript has 3 exons. The record is from RefSeq and is a predicted model, not a curated record. Gene Ontology annotation, cellular component: axon terminus; juxtaparanode region of axon; voltage-gated potassium channel complex. NCBI's taxonomy places the organism in Eukaryota, Metazoa, Chordata, Actinopteri, Scatophagidae. Gene Ontology annotation, biological process: potassium ion transmembrane transport; protein homooligomerization. The coding region runs from base 559 to 2064 and encodes 501 amino acids. Gene Ontology annotation, molecular function: protein binding; delayed rectifier potassium channel activity.